Cadophora gregata is the source of this 2017-nucleotide messenger RNA. RefSeq lists its product as uncharacterized. The transcript is spliced from 2 exons. Gene Ontology annotation, molecular function: transcription corepressor activity; protein heterodimerization activity; transcription coactivator activity. Gene Ontology annotation, biological process: transcription by RNA polymerase II; positive regulation of transcription by RNA polymerase II; negative regulation of transcription by RNA polymerase II. Lineage: Eukaryota; Fungi; Ascomycota; Leotiomycetes; Helotiales; Ploettnerulaceae. Bases 690 to 1733 code for a protein of 347 amino acids. The record is from RefSeq and is a predicted model, not a curated record. Gene Ontology annotation, cellular component: nucleus; negative cofactor 2 complex.
GCCGAUUGGAAAUUUAAUCCACCCCGCCUGCGCACAGCACAAAAUAUCCUGCUUACUAACAACAUCUUCCCACCCCGACGGCCACUCUCGGCCACUCACAGCGAAUUGGAUUCCACACGGCCAACACGGACUGGCUCUUAUUGGGUUAUCGGCACGGAUUAUCGCCUUGUUCCGAGAACUCACCGCUUUAAAGAGUUGUGCUGCGCUUGUCUGCUUUGAGCGCUGCAUUGGACCGGACUGGGCAGUGGCAGGAAAGGCAGAGCAACUGAUUGAGCAGUGUUGACAAUCCUCCUUUUUAGGACUGGACUUGACGAUCUUUUUUUUUCUCUUCAAGCGAACACUUUACCCCUCCAUCCCAGGUCGGAAACAGAUACUCUACAUUCAUUCCACUCCACGGAUUUGUGCAAAGGUGGUGGAUACAGCACACAGCACAAAGCAUCAGGUAUCGAAAGCCUUGCAUAACACAACAUCCAUCCAUCCACAUCCACAACAAGCACGCACGCCCACCACAUCAAAUCACCGGACAGGACAAGGCAAGGCAGGGCAAGGCAAGGCAGGGCAAGGCAUAUCCACCUUCUGCUCUCCACCGCCUCCGAAAGCAGCCAUCCUCGAGCAAGGACACAAAGACUACAAGCGAAUCCAAUCAACGCCCAUCCCAGCGAGGACAAACACAUCAAACUUUGGCAGACAUGGACAGUACAUAUGCGCCUCAGUCCCCCGAUCUCUCGAGCUUCCUCUCCUCCCCGCCCAAAACACAACAACCCUACAACACCCAACCACAAGCACAAUCGCAAUCCUCGUCCUACGCGCCUCGAUCUCCAGGCAUCCCAUCCUUCAAUACACAGCCAGGAAAUUUGCACGCGUUUGCUUCGAAUCAGAAUCAAUUCGCAUUCGCGACUGACGGUGCAAACGAUUUCGCAGAGUACGGAUCAAAUAGUUACAUGCCCCCGAUCCCAGCUCUCCCAUCCUCGCAUUCCGAUUUCCACGCGCAGAGUCAGAUACAGCACCAAAACCAAUUACCCAACCAAACCUCCAUCCUGGAUUCCCACUCCUCUUCCGCGUACGGUCGUCCUCACCGCCAAGCAAGGAACAAUAUCGCCUCGUACAGCGACGACUUUGAGCCCCCCGAGCAAUCCUGGGAGCAAGACCAAGGACAGUACAUAAAUUCUCCACAAGCACAAGCACACUUUCAGGCACAAAGCCAGCAAUUCCCAUACCAAGAACAACCACAAACUCAACAAAGCAUGUCGUCCCGCGGCCCCCGCAUCAAGCCCGACCCCUCCACAGCCAGCAUGCAAAACCUUGCCCCCGCACCACCGACCUAUACCGACCCCAAUCCUCUUAACAUUGAAAUCCGCACCAAGUUCCCCGUCGCCCGCAUAAAACGCAUCAUGCAAGCCGAUGAAGAAGUCGGAAAAGUCGCACAAGUUACCCCGGUUGCAGUGUCUAAAGCUCUCGAGCUCUUCAUGAUUGCUUUAGUAGGCGGAGCGGCUGACAAGGCGCGCGAGAAGGGAGGAAAGAAGGUUACAGCACAGCAUCUCAAGAGUGUGGUGUUGGGCAGUGAGCAGUUUGAUUUCUUGGCAGAAAUUGUAGGGCGUGUGGCUGAGGUGCAGGAGGGUGCUGGAGGAGAGGGUAGGAAGCGAAAGGGUAAGGAGGAGAAGGAUAGUGAGAGUAGUGAGGAAGAGAAGAAGCCGAAGAAGGGACGGGGGAGGAAGAAGAAGGGGGAUGAAUAGAUGGUGUUUUAGGGGACUUGAUUUGGGGGAAAUGGCACGGGAUGGGAAUAGCAAGUAGUGGAUAGGGUUUGCUCAGGGUGUUUGGAAGAAAGGAAGGAAUGGGAUGGGAAGGGAGGAAAUCUGCUUAGUAUGGCGUUGAAGGGGAUAAGCAUAUACACGGCGUACUUUUGGGUUACGAACGAGCGAUUGACCGAGUCAUCGAUGGAAUACUGUCUACAAUAUCACACACAUACAUACAUACAUACAUACAUACAUACAUACAAAAGAAACAAAACUGAACCAAG